AACGAGCAGAUGUCCCGUUAUUCUGCUGGUUCUGUGUUGCUCUUUCGCGAUCAGCACAACCGCUUGCCAGCAACUGCAAAGUUCAGAAUCAACAAGUGGCAGCAACGUUUAGAGCACUAAACCAUGAAGUUGUACUUCCAAGUCCUGACUCUACUUUGCUGCUUUGUGAAAAUAUCAAAGGCUGCCAAAAUUGUGGUUGUGCCGCCGAUUAUGUUUGAAAGCCAUCUCUACAUUUUUAAAACCCUAGCUAAAGCAUUACACGAGAAUGGACAUGAGAUGGUGUUUGCAGUAUCAGAAGGUAGAGAGAUCCCUUCAUCGGAUUACUUUAGAUUGCUGCGGUAUCCAGGCUUCUUCAAUAGCACAACAGCAGAUGAUUUCUUGCAGUCCAAGAUGAGGAAUAUUUUCUCUGGAAGACUAACUGCAUUAGAGCUCUUUGACAUUCUGGAACAUUACUCUAAGAACUGUGACAUCAUGGUUGGCAGCCAGAGUUUCAUUGCUCAGCUGAAAGAAGAAAAGUUUGACUUGCUUUUGGUGGACCCUAAUGAAAUGUGUGGCUUUGUGAUUGCGCACCUUCUGGGAGUGAAGUAUGCAGUCUUUUCCACUGGCCUUUGGUAUCCAGCAGAAGUCGGUGCUCCAACACCUCUAGCUUAUGUUCCAGAAUUCAACUCCCUCCUUACAGACAACAUGAAUUUGCUUCAACGAAUUGCAAAUAUUGCAGUGUACUUAGUAUCCCGCUUUGGUGUGAAUUUUCUGUUCUUGCCAAAAUAUGAGCGAAUAAUGCUGAAGUACAAAAUUGAGCCUGAAAGCUCCAUGUAUGAUUUAAUACAGGGUUCCAGCUUAUGGAUGCUGUGCACUGAUGUGGCACUUGAGUUUCCUCGACCUACAUUACCCAAUGUUGUGUAUGUAGGAGGGAUACUGACAAAACCUGCGAGUCUUCUACCAGAAGACUUCCUGACCUGGGCAGAUGGUGCUAAAGAGGAAGGCUUUGUCCUCGUAUCGUUUGGAGCCGGUGUGAAGUAUUUGUCGGAUGAAGUUGCACAUACAUUGGCAGGAGCUUUGGCGAGACUCCCUCAGAAAGUGAUGUGGAGGUAUUCUGGAAAGAAACCCAGCAAUUUGAGCAACAAUACAAGACUAGUAGAAUGGGUGCCCCAGAAUGAUUUACUUGGCCAUCCAAACAUCAGAGGAUUUUUAAGCCAUGGUGGUCUGAAUGGUAUCUUUGAAGCGAUGUACCAUGGUGUACCUGUAGUUGGAAUUCCCCUUUUUGGUGAUCAUUAUGAUACAAUGACACGUGUGCAUGCCAAAGGGAUGGGCAUCUCAUUAAACUGGAAAACAAUGACAGAAGAUGAUCUGUAUAAUGCAAUGGUGACAAUAAUUACUGAUCCACGCUACAAGCAACGUGCAGAACAGUUAUCUCAGAUUCAUAAAGACCAACCAGAACAUCCUGUGAGCCGAACCGUUUAUUGGAUUAACUACAUCCUCCGUUACAGUGGGGCAGAGCAUCUACGUGCUGCUGUUUAUAAUAUCCGGUUCUACCAAUACUACUUGUUGGAUGCAUUUCUGCUAAUUGCAAUAAGUAUUGUUGUUGCAUUCAAGAUAGGAUUUUGGUUAGUAAAUCUGGUCACCAAAAGGUUUUCAUCUAAAUUAUUGCAUAGUAAAGCUAAUGGAUACUGCUACAAUGGAAUACCAAAUGGUAAACAUCGGAAGAAUGGUCACAUCAAACAUGAAAAAAAAGUGAAAUGAAUAUCUGUUCCAUAAUAUUGGGAAAGAUUUAACAUUUAAAUAUAAUUCCAGCUGUGUAACACAUUACUGACGGCGUUUAAGAAAAUAACUGCGUUAAUGUUCUCCACUUUAACCUCAUUUUGCCUAAAAUUCCAUGUGCUGACUAAAGGACCGAUGAGCACAACUUAAAAUGCAAUACUGUAUAUUUGAAUCUUGGUAUUUCUGCACAAGUUACUUCUGGCACUGAAAAAUAAGGGCCUUAAUUCUUGGAGCCUUUUAUUAUGAAAUUUUAUAAACCGUUUUGUGAUCUAUUAGUGACUUGUGUGCCCCAAUUUUUAAAAAAAAAUAAAAAAAUGAAGGCUUUGAUACUUCUGUAAAUUUUUUUUAUGUUUCCGUGUUCUAUGUUAGCUAUGACUACAGUGAAUAGUACACUAACUCAAUUGUGAUGCUGGUAUACUCAAUUAUUUGAGCAAUUUAAAAACGUUUUAUUUGCUAUGGUGAAUGACAUGGCAAAUAAAAUGAUAAAUCUGUGGUUGGAUCUCCUGACUGUAGAGAAUUGCUUUGUUUUUUUUUCCACCAUCACUAUGAUUUUUAUUAAUUGGCACAAAUCCAGACAGGCCCCCCAUAUACACAGCCUUCACUAAAUCAAAGAUGGUACAUAGUUUAAUAAUUGUCAAGUGUUGCAUAAGUGAUCUAAUCUGAAGAUUUCAGAUUUUCAAACACUAAUUGUGUAGUUGAUGAGUAAGACAAGGAAAGUACACUAUCUUAAAGUUUUACGUGGUUUAUAUUUCAUAAUUCACAGAUACGGGAAAUAAUAUGCAGUUAGUUACAACAUGAAUUCAACAGUACAUUUAUAGGUGCACCAUGUUUUUAAUGCGACUUGGGAAAUGCUCUGUAAAUCCCAUUUAAAAAUACAGCAUCCAUGAUGGGUGGCAAUGUUUUCCACAGGAUUUUAGGUGCAUCACCUUUUUCCAGGGUCAUUUAACUCGAUUUAAAAUUGAGCAUUGCCUUUCAAAUUGAUCUCACAUAUUGAAUAAAUGUGUACUAGGAAUUAAUUUGCCAUCUAUCGAUUCAAAAAGUUCACAGGGUCUAGAUUCCAUCAGGAAUGUCUUGGAUAGGGAAAGUUGAAGGUUUAUAUUUUCUCAAUAUUAUUUUAACUACCUGCCUUUAUUUUAUUCCUGUCCUGUCCUGUGGUCCAGAACGUAUAAAUAUGAAGCUGACACACUUUUAACUAUUACAAGCAAAAAAGCUUGUUGCCCAUCACUUGCCAAAGUAUUUUUACAUGGUCUUUAGAUUUUCCCAUCAGAGCAUAUGUGAAUUUUUGUCGGUGAUUGUUAUUUUUCAGCAGUUUCAUGUUGGCAGCUUCUUCCUGUUCUUUUGAACAUCUCUGGGGCACACAAUUCACUGUUUUGUAACUACUAGCCUUGUGCUGCUUUCCUGUAUAUUUGUCAUAGUUUGUCUACUGUGUGAUGUGUUUACUGACAAAUGAACUAGCCCUGCUGUGAGUGUAUUUUUUUUUAAUUUAUUCUAAUUGAAGUUCAUGUGUCUGACAGAGAAACUAAGAGUGCCUUGUAUCCAAUGUUACUAUUGCCUCCUUGAUUUUGACCAAAAUAUAGACUGUAUUUUUCUAUCCUACUUGGAGCCACAAAUGGCCAUUGAUUGUAAGGAAAUUGGCGGGUUAUGAACAGCUAAUAGCUUUAAAUAAUUUAACAAAGGAAAGUUGAUGUACAUAUGCUUACAUUACUUUCACUUCUGUUCAAAACCCUCUGCAGUACUGCCAUGAAGUGGCCAUGGGGAAAGCAGAUUAACUGCUUAGAGGCUAUGAUUGGUGGGGUGGUAACAAAGUUGUUUUAGCAUAUCCAUAUGCAGAUGUGUUGAAAUGGAAUAACAGAUGCAAUGUCUUCAGGCUGUAGUAUAGCUGGGCUAAAGCUGAAAAAGCCAAGCAAUAAGCACUGAUUACAUGCUGGCCUGGAACCUUUUUUAUAUGUGUAUAUAUAAAAAUGUAAAUGUCUGUAAUUUCAGCUACAGUUUUAAGUAUAUACACUGUCAUCUGUUACUGCAAUAAAGUUAAAUGCAAA
Molecule: messenger RNA, 3797 nt
Organism: Pristis pectinata (smalltooth sawfish)
Lineage: Eukaryota; Metazoa; Chordata; Chondrichthyes; Rhinopristiformes; Pristidae
Gene: ugt8
Product: UDP glycosyltransferase 8
Exons: 6
Coding region: 124-1740 (538 amino acids)
Molecular function (GO): UDP-glycosyltransferase activity
Source: RefSeq, a predicted model, not a curated record